Molecule: messenger RNA, 8740 nt
Organism: Motacilla alba alba
Lineage: Eukaryota; Metazoa; Chordata; Aves; Passeriformes; Motacillidae
Gene: GPR183
Product: G protein-coupled receptor 183
Exons: 2
Coding region: 7176-8282 (368 amino acids)
Biological process (GO): G protein-coupled receptor signaling pathway
Cellular component (GO): membrane
Molecular function (GO): oxysterol binding; G protein-coupled receptor activity
Source: RefSeq, a predicted model, not a curated record
AGGUGCAGAUGGUUAUAACAAUGAUACUAGCAACAGUAGUGUCAAACAAUCAAAAGGAGUAAAUUUUAAGUGCAUAACAAUCAAAAUGUAACACCACCUUGCAAACAAAGGUCUUCCUUGGGAACCAACAGCAGAUAACUUCUGGCAUUCUAGGUAAUAGAUUCAUUAGCAAAUAAGAACAAGUGACAAAAUGUAUUUAUUUCCCAAUGUUUGGGACUGGAGGCAGAAGAGAAGGCAACAUAUUUUGUCUAAGGGGAAAAUCUUUCCAUAAAGCACAGCACACAACAAGAACAGCAAUAAUCUCCUACAUCAGAACAAAAUAUGAUUCAAAUGGACAAAUGGUAAGGAUUUUACCUUUCCCAAAAGGUUAAGGAAGCCACUUAGACUGAUGAAGCUAAGCUCCUGGUAUUUAUCCAGACUUAAUGUGUUAGAGAUUGCCAAAAAAGUACAUCAUCUAAGAUGGGAAUACUGACAGUUUGAUUUAACUUCCCUUUGCCAAUGACUUCCAUGGCCCUACAAAUAAAAUUUCCUUUAGGGUCUUCAUCUUAAUCACAACACAAGAUGUUUUUAAAGUUUUUAAACCAUCACUGGAAGGAGAUUCAUAGAAUCUAAGACUUCAAGCACUUUUUACCAUGACCAGAUGCCUAGACUGAUCUUGUGAACAUGAGCUAGUGCAUUUCAUUCAGACACUCAAUUUUUCAUAUAAUCCUUUUUACAUAAACAAAAUACAAUUGUAUAAACACACACAACACAUUCUUGAAAUAAACUGAAAUUAUUAAAGUUCUAAGAGUCAAAAUGCUAUAAGAAAGCAACCUACAAAAAUUAUUGUUCAUCUGAAAUUAUUCCAUUGUAGACAAUAAUCACUGAAUAAAUCAGGUUUUAUAAGUGAAGAUAGAAGAAAAAUAAAGAAAAUAUAUCUUUUCUCUUCUUAGAAAAGUAAUUUUAAAUUACUUCUUUCUACUCUGACCAAAUUAAGAGAAUACCACAACUGUGGCAUGCUUUUCAGGUUUUAUUGAUCCUGUGAUAAACAGUGACUCAAGAGACAGAGAUUUCACAUGCAACAGUGCACUCAAUCAUAAGAUGGGAAAGUACAAAAAGGAAUUUCCCAAGACUGCAAGUGCAUUUUAAAAAGAGAUUAGAGAAUGCUAAAAGGUUCCCUAAAUGUUAGUAUUCACCAAUUAUGUCAACAGAGACCACAGAAAACACCACCCCACUCCAGAGUAGCUAUCAGCUCAAUUCAAAGUCUGGUGUCUGACACUGCUCAGUACCCAACAGCCUAGAGGAGCUGGAGGAAACUUAGUGAUGGACCUUUUCUCCUAAAACAGUAAGUUCAGAGGCACUACAGAGGUACGCUCCAAAAUGAAUCAGUGUUUGUUUUUUAGACAGAGUUCACAUCUAAUAUAAAUAGAUACUAUCCAAAUAUCCAUUCAGCUAUCUUUUUUUUAAAAUGUCAAAACUUUGUGCCCUUCAAAAUGGUGUGUGAAACUCACUUGUACAGGCAACUCCACUGUGUGAAAAUUCAUUCCAAUUAAUUUUAAACUUUCACCCUGAACUUUCUUUAUAUAAUUUUGUACUUUGAAAAUUUCCCUUUAUUUUAUGUUGUCUUCAGUAUUUUUAAUAGUUUACUAAUGCCUUUUUUUAGAAUAUUUAUAUGGGGACGCUGUUUAGCUACAGCAGGUCUGGCAGACAAAUUAUCCACAGAAUAAUACUAGAAUAUGGCUGACACAGUAAAGUACAACAAAAGGAUGGUCAAGGAAAAUGUUGACCCACUGGUGAAAAAAGAGACCUAGUGACAAAGGACAAGAAAAAAGCCAGGGCACUCAAUGUCUGUUUUGGGGUCAGUUUUCAAUGGUUAGUUUUGCCCUCAGGCCUUGCAGGUCCCUGAGCCUCCUGUGGGACUGGAGCAACAUCUGCGGUGAAGGAAGACAUUUUAGAGGCUCUUGAGCCCAGCUGAUCAUACAGGAGGCAAAAGGACCAGAUAGGCUGCACCCCAGGGUUCUUAGGGAGGUGGCCAAUGCUACCUCACUGAAACAUCAUGGUGAUUAGGACAGCUUCCUGACUGGAUAAUUGCAAAUGUCACACCCAUCUUCAAGGAGAGCAAAAAGAGGAUCCUGAUAGCUACAAAGCUCACCUCUAUCCCUGGGAAAGUUACAGAGCAAAGCUCCUAGGAGCCAUUGCCAGCUACAUGAUGGACAAAGCAGCUGCUAAUAUCCCAUCUGGAUUUACCAAGAGUGACUCUGGUGCUGUAGAUAAGGAACGGGAAGAUGGCAAAUGCUGUACACUCUGACUUUAGGAUGGCCUUUGACUUGAUUUCUUCUUCAGCUCUUAAAGAAAAACAGGGAAGAUAUGUACUGCAUAAGCAGAUUUGAGGGAAUCUGGCUACAUUGCUGGACUCAAAGGGUUCUGAUCAGCAGCACCAAUUUUAAUGGCAACUACUUACUAGCAGCUUCCCUCCGGGAUCCAUACUGGGAUGAACACUAUUUAUUGUCUUUAUUAAACAACCUGGAUGAUGGGACAGAGUGCACUCCCAACAAGCUAGUGAAUGAAAUCAAACCAGAGGGAGCAGUCAAUGCUUUGGAGAGCAGGACCACAUUUGACUGUUCCUUGAUGGACUUGAGAAAUGGGCUGACAUUAGGAAUGUUAGGGAGCUCAACAGAAGUAACUGUGGAGUCUUCCAUCUGGGUUAGAACAACCUUGUGCAGUGGCACAGACUGGCUAGAAAACAGAUUUGCAGAUAAGGAGGUGGAGAAUCCUUUGAGUGUUAGUCAGCCUUUGAGUGUCACUUUAGCCUUGAAGGAAACGUCAAUCACAUACAGGGCAGCAUUAUCAAUGUGUUGUCAUCAGACCAAGAGAAGUAAUUGCUCAGCACUUCUGGGCCUAAACCUAAAUCACUGUGCCCACUUCUGGGCUUUAUGCUUCAAUAAAGGUAUUAAUAUACUGGAGCAACUCCAGAGAGGAUAAUGAUGGUCCAAUAUUUAUCAGGCUGCCCAGAACUACAAUCUCCAUCCUCAGAGCUACAGCCUGGACACACAGCCCAAAAUAACCCAUUCUUGUUGGACAUGUUUUGAACACAGCGUUGAACUAGACAACUGCCAGAGAUCCUGUCAAACCUAAGCUACCCUAUUGCUCUGUGAAUAAUCAAAGCCUUAAUCCUGAAGUUCAUGAUUGCUGGAGGAAUUUCUGUUCCUAUAUUUCACAGGACAGGUACAAACACCCAUCCACAUACUGUAAUUAAAAGGACUGCCUCUCAACUCUUUCAGUUAUGUUAAUUAGUUGUUUGGUACCAUAUAUCAGAUUCAACACCUAUAAGUGGAAAACACAUUCUUAUUUAAAGACUACUUCAGUGUUUUCUUUCCCUUCACUUCUUUCUUAUCAUCUUAUAUUUGCUUUUCCUCUCAUCUCUUUUAGUCUUCUUUUCUGUGCUUUCUCUCUUUUUGCAGAGACCUUUGCCCCAGCCCUUUGUUCAUUAUACUAUGAGAAUAUCAGGAACAUCCUUUCACGUGCCAUGAUUAACUUCUACUAGAAAUCUGUGAUGUCUGUGUGCAAAGAAGGGCUACAGACACAAGCAUAUUCUGACUUUGAACUGAGUUUUUGCCCACUUCAUAUUUAGGAAGGUAAUUUUAGUCACAUGGGUUAGAAAAUGAAAUUUUCAAACAACCCAGAAAACUCUAAAACCUGAAAACUGAAUUCUAGAGAUUGAACAUUCUACAUGCAUACCAUGUCCAUCCCAAAGAUGUACUGCUAUAGCUGUCUCUACAAUAAUUACAUCCUCAUUUUGAAGAGCACACUAUAUUUCAACAUUUGAAGUGAAACAGAAACACAGUGACAAGAUAGGAACAUUCUACAUCCCAUGAAUCGAUGAGAUUGGUUUUGUACAAAGAAAUAAAAAAAAAAUACAAACAAUAUCCUUGAAAAAAAUAAAUCAGAGAUGUAAAAAUUGUGCAAGAAGAAAAAAUCAGGGCCAGAUACAUCUUACAAGAGAAAUGCACUAUUUAAAGUCUAAAAGGCUGACUAUUAAAUGCAGAUUAAAAUAAAACAUUAGCACUAGCAAAGAUAUGCACAAAACAGAGGAAAAAUGGUUCUAAAAUGCAUGAACAAAGGGUUAGAAAGCUAAAUAAAUGUAACUUCUGCAAAAAUGCGUGCUGUUGUCAAUAGAAAUUCUGUGGCAUUAAGUUUGCAGAAAUAACCUGUUUUAUUCAGAAUGAGUCACUACACUUACUAACUGCUGUGCUGUGUUUUUCUUCAUUCAAGUUCUUCAAAAAACCAUUAAACUGACAAAUUCAUAACCACAUAUUUUUUGGGGGACUAAAAAUAUCACUUAUAAAAACAGCUGCAGGUAAUACAGGCACGCAAGCAGUGCACUUGCAAUUCCAUUUUACUAAGUUAUUUCAGUGACCUGCAUUCCUGCAGUCAGCCCAAACACUGCCAUAUUACACUUAAAGUUCCAGCCUUUAUUCCGAAGAUGCUAAAUAUUCACAACAUUAAGUAACAUUCCUUAAAAUUAAUUAACUCUGUGGAAUGUGACUACCCUUGAUGGUUGUGUUCUUCUACCUGCUGGAGCCCUGGACUCAAAGGACUCACCUACUGCACCCAGUUCUUUCACUACACAUGAGCAGGACAGCCCAUUGCCCGAGGUCUCUCAAUAGCAGCAAAAGCAUUAGGCUUUUUACCCAAUACUCACUAGCCAACGCAAAUAUUUCACAGGAAAGCAGCAAGAAUGCAGGGAAGAAUUUAAAAAUGCAUCUGGAGAUGAAAUGAAAGGUUCCUCCUAUCCAUGGAUAUCCCCGCAGAAUCUGUGCAACUUGCAGUUCAUUAAAAUUUGAGACUAACCAUCUAACCAACAGUUUACAAUCCCCUCAUGAAGGCACAAGUCAGACAUUUAUCCUAAAGUAAGCUUUAGUUUUUAAUGCCAAGACUAUCCAACAAUGUAUUUUGUAAUCUGCUGGGUUCCAUGCUCCUCACCUUGUCUGCCAAAAUCUGAACAGUGUUUGCACAUACAUGGUAAACACAAACACCUUCUGACACACAGCAAUUUCUUAAUUUACAUGUUCAAAUCCUGGAGUAGUCAAACAGAUAUUGGACCAAAAGCAGCUGUAUCAGAACAGAAAACAAACAGCUAGAAGGAUAAACAGUUAGUGAAAGAAUGCAACCUGCACCAUUUAGCUCAAGCAAUUAGCCUGAGCUAAUUUCUCAUCAUGCUGGGCUGGACUGGUAGCUGAUAUACCAGUGUGACUCAAAGUGUACAAUCUAGUACUGUAUCUUAAUCAAAAGAAGGCAAUAUCUUAUCAGAUUAAAGCAGGAAACACAUACUGGUGUUGUUUUAUAAUGAUAAAACAAUUCUGAAACAAACAUUUCCUUUAAUAAGAAGCAGGGGUUCUAAUGUCAGUCCUUGAGCAAAGACACGUCUGCGUAUCUCAAAAUUUCCCAUUUCUACAGCAGACCUUAGGUGCUGGACACGGAACCAACUGUGGUAUUACUUUGCAUACAUAUGAAGCAAGUUCCCUGUGCAAUUUCCCUUUAAGCAGUCCUGAAUGCUCAUUACUUCAUUUAAAGCAAUUUUACUCUCUGAUGAAGCUGAAUAAUUAAAAAAUUAUUCAAAAACAAGUAAGGAAAAAAAAAUCCAGAAUAAGACAGGUAAGUUUUCCCAGAGACUUUCUGAAUGUGAUGUUAGAAGACGAAUGCUCCAUUAAGACUGAGGAGCUGAAAGCCCUAGAUAGAGCCCUUCAGCUCUUUGGCAUCUAAGGGGAAUCAAGUCAUGUGUACAGUGGGAGUUCAACACCAGAAAAAUCAGUGUACAGUGUCAAACAAGUGCUCCAAGUAGGUACAAAAGUAGCUCACAAGUCUCUAUGUUCUGCUGUAGCAAAAACAUUUCCUAUAAUUCAAAGUAACUUUGCCAUUAGAUCUGCGUUUUACUUGAGGCUUUCUGAUGAGAUGGACGUGUUAGCAGAGAUCCUGUCUCUCUAUACACCUUCACCACUACAAUGUCAGCUAACACCUGUGCUGUGAGCACUGCCCUAACAUUUCCAAAGAGGCACCCCGCACUCUGCAUGGGUUGGACCUGCCAAAAAUAGCCUUAUCACGCCUUGUUGGUUGUUUAAAAUCAGGCCACUAAAUGAGGUCAUGAAACAGCCCUUUGCAGUCAUGAAUGAUCAGUAUCAGGUUUUGGGGAAAAGCCCAGGUAGCUCUCAACCACAGCCUCUAACAGCAAAUGAAAGGAUUUUCCAUCUGCCUCUGAAUUCCAAAACCCUCUUAACAAACAUACAAUUUACCUCUUACAUUACAAGUGCUUCACCCAGAAACAAGGUUAUUUCAGGUACAAAUGGGUUAACUCACAAUCUGACAUCCCAUUCCUUUCCUACUCCCUAGCCACUCAUUCUUGUCAAUAUUAUUUUAGGGGAAUCAGAAUUGUGUUUUAGAAGCUUUUUAUCUUUCAUGUAUUUGCCUUAUGUUUUUCAUCAUCAUUAUUAUUAUUAUUAUUACUGCUUAAAAUGUAAUAAACAGCUUACAAAGGCAGACAUUCUCACUAAUCUCCCAAAGUCACAGAGUUCUUUAACUCUCUCAUACACUUUUGAAAGGCAUUUCUGUAAAUCCUCAUCAUUAUGAUACUAAAACCGUGCUGGGAAUGUCCACGGGCGCUGGAGGCGUCUGCUUUAACACCACAUCUCCGUAUGUCUCAGUUCUGAGGUUUCGUCAUGCUGCAUUAGAUCUCGUCGGUAAGAAGAAGUUCUAAGUAUGUACUGAUUACACAGCUCUUUGCUGUAAUUAAGGUAUUUUUAAAUGCAGACGGCAUAUAAACAAAGUUUUUCUCAUAAGAGAGGGAUUUUAGCUGGUCAACAAUUAGCCAAGUAAACCUCUGGGUGAAGUCCCUUCGGUGAAAGUCAGUAGAGCAUAACUUCAGGGGGGAGGUGGAAGUGUUGUUUCUAAUUACUCUCUGAGCAGACUAAUUGCAAAAGGAUCUAAACUAGAUGCUUUCACAUCCCAUAAAACACUAGGCAGCAAAUCAAGACCAGCAUACAAACAGGGCUGGGUUUUUUUUAAGCACUUGAAAAAACCCUACCCCUCCCACAAAAGACUCACGUAAUCACUCUUGAGAACAAUGUGCAAGGGUAAACCUUCUCAGUCAAGCCAUCCUGUUAAUGCCCUGAACUGCUCAGAGGAUCCAAGAAGCUACAGAGAUGUCUACUGAGUUUCCUGCAACAACAGUGGUGGCAGAAAUGGACCCUUUCACAGCCUCUGAGACCAACAUUUCCACCUGUGACUUAUACGAGCACAAAGACACAGCACGGAUAUUACUGUCUGUCUUCUAUGGCUCCAUCUUGAUUCUUGGGGUGCUUGGAAACACCAUUGCCCUCACCGUCAUUUUUAAAAACAGAAAGAAGAUCAACUCCACUACCCUCUAUUCAACAAAUCUCGUCUUCUCCGACCUGCUGUUCUGCAUUGCCUUGCCAACCAGGAUCGCUUACUACGCCCUGGGAUUCCACUGGCCGUUUGGAGAAGCGCUGUGUCGAAUCACUGCGCUCUUGUUCUACAUCAACACCUACGCAGGUGUAAACUUCAUGACGUGCCUGAGCAUUGACAGGUUCUUCGCUGUCGUCCACCCCUUCCGAUACAAGAUCAGAAGGAUUAAAUACGCUAAGGGCAUUUGUGUCUUUGUCUGGUUUCUCGUAUUCAGUCAAACUUUCCCAUUACUUAUACAAUCCAUGUCACACGAAGAAGAUGAAAGGACUACAUGUAUGGAAUAUCCAAACUUUGAGAAAAUAGAACAUCUACCAUUUAUACUUCUUGCUGCCUGUUUAAUAGGGUACCUUAUUCCCCUGGGGAUUAUUCUGUUUUGUUACUCUCAAAUCAGCUGCAAACUUUUUCAAACAGCCAAGGAAAAUCCACUGACUGAAAAAUCAGGGAUAAACAAAAAAGCCAUCAAUACAAUCAUAUUUGUAAUUAUAGUGUUUAUCAUCUGCUUUACUCCUUAUCAUGUUGCAAUCAUACAACACAUGAUUAAGAAACUUCAGCAAGAACCCACAUGCACUGAAAAGAAAAUUUUCCAGAAGUCACUCCACUAUACUGUAUUUCUGAUGAAUUUUAACUGCUGCCUAGAUCCUUUCAUCUAUUUUUUUGCAUGCAAAGGAUACAAGAGAACUGUACUGAAAAUACUGAGACGACAAGUGAGUGUAUCAAUUUCAAGUGCUGCCAGGUCACAUCAUGAAGAAAGCUCCCGUGACGCAGGAGAAACGCAAAUGACGGUACUUGCUAAAUCUUCCAAUGGAAAGCUACCUGAAAAAUAAACUCUGUAGUACAUCACAGUGAACCAAGACUAAAAAUCCAGGGUCCACAGCAAAAACUCUUAGUGCUCCCCUACAGCAGCUUAAGUAAAAUUCUGUUUCUCAGGAUGUCAGGGAAUCAAGGAGUGUUGGACUGAAAAAGAUUUGUCACAGGACAGCAGGAAAACUCGGCAUUAUAAUCUUCUUGCUGUAUCCUUCUGACUGAUCUCUUGUUUUUCCAGGAAAUAGGCACCAUUGCGGAUGUUCAGAUUCCAUGCUGCACAUUCAUAUGCCUGGAUGUUACUAACUCAAGCAGAGCCAAAUCACAGUUGGGGUUGAGCGCAAAUAUAGCUUACAAUUCAGACCAACUACAACCAGAACAUCUGAAAAUUUAAAAACCUCUAGCUGAGCUCCAAUUAUAGCAAUGGUUUUGUUGGCCCAGUCACAGAAACAGAGGAAAUAAAAUUUUGAGAUAAAAUGGA